CAGAAGCCCGACCGGAUGUUCUGCUCCAGCUUCCAAAUAGAAGCCAGGUCUGUGGGACACACAGUGCUGACAGUGAGCGUUCGUGUCCACCAGCAGUCCUUGCAAACAAGUGCAACGUUUGCUGCUUAUGAGCCUCUCAAGGCCGUCAACCCGGUGGCUCUGGUGACCUGGAAGGCAACCAAGGAGAUUGUUUUCGAGGGUGGCCCAGGGCCGUGGGUUCUGGAACCGUCCCGUUUCUUUUCGGAACUGACUGUAGAACAUAGAAGUAAAAUUGAGGUGGUGCAAAUCCGCCUGCCAACCCAAAGGAAAGUGAAGCAGUACGUGUACCGUGCGGCGUGCCUGGAGCUGGGGGAGCAGGUGCUCACGUUCCGUGCAGGGAACCGGGCUGGGCUGCUGAACCCCGCACCUGCUGUGGAGUCAGCCGUGGUGACGUUCAUCUGUGCUGCUCCUGUCAGCAUGGCUGUGAGCCCGUCGUAUGGAGCUGCUCCACCUUGUCUGCUGCCACAGCACAGCGAGCAGCUG
Messenger RNA from Lagopus leucura (white-tailed ptarmigan), 522 nucleotides. Its product is annotated as nuclear pore membrane glycoprotein 210-like. NCBI's taxonomy places the organism in Eukaryota, Metazoa, Chordata, Aves, Galliformes, Phasianidae. The record is from RefSeq and is a predicted model, not a curated record. The annotation marks the transcript as partial. Gene Ontology annotation, cellular component: nuclear pore. The transcript has 3 exons.